Messenger RNA from Eimeria acervulina, 516 nucleotides. RefSeq lists its product as hypothetical. Gene Ontology annotation, cellular component: intracellular vesicle; cytoplasm; plasma membrane. Gene Ontology annotation, molecular function: protein binding; molecular adaptor activity. The transcript has 3 exons. The record is from RefSeq and is a predicted model, not a curated record. Gene Ontology annotation, biological process: clathrin-dependent synaptic vesicle endocytosis; endosomal transport. NCBI's taxonomy places the organism in Eukaryota, Apicomplexa, Conoidasida, Eucoccidiorida, Eimeriidae. The annotation marks the transcript as partial.
UGGGCGUCGGUGCCGCACACUGCAGCAGACGGGUCUCUUGUUGAAGGCAAAGUGUCUCCUUUCUUGGCUUUAACACAGAGCAGCACAACUCCUUCUUGGGCAAUAGACAAGUUCUUGCAUCAGCCUGUGGAUGUUGAGCUAUACAGAGAGGACUUUGAACGUAUGGGGCCUGACGCAUUGGGCCGCAUCGACGGGGCUCAGGCUAAAGUGGAUUUAGUUAAAAGCAAACUCCCCAGCGGCAUCCUCCACAGAGUUUGGAAUUUGGCGGAUUGCACUCGAGACGGGUAUUUGGAUUUGUAUGAAUAUUCUUUAGCUCGUCGUUUUAUAGAAAUGAAGCUGCAGGGCCUUGAGCUUCCUUCUACUUUGCCUCCUAACCUCUUGCCCCCUCAUAUGCAGCAGCAGCAGCAGCAGCAGCAGCAACAGCAGCAGCCGCCGCUGUCCCAGUCCUCUGCAAGCAGCCUUAGCCAUCCUAUUGCACUCAACUCCUCCGCCUCCAGUAAGAUGCAUGCAGCUUGA